AGACGAGGCGAGGCGAGGCGGGACGGGUUCGCGACGCGACGCCACUCCGGCUGUCCUCCGGACUCCUGGGCGCCCCCGGGGGGUGGCCAUGUCCGGAGCCAUGAAGUUCAACGGCUACCUGAAGGUGCGCAUCGGCGAGGCGGUGGGGCUGCAGCCCACCCGUUGGUCCCUCCGCCACUCGCUGUUCCGUAAGGGCUACCAGCUGCUGGACCCCUACGUGACGGUCAGCGUGGACCAGGUGCGCGUCGGGCAGACCAGCACCAAGCAGAAGACCAACAAGCCCACGUACAACGAGGAGUUCUCCGCCACGGUGACCGACGGCCAUCAGAUCGAGCUGUCCGUCUUCCACGACACCCCCAUCGGCUACGAUGACUUCGUGGCCAACUGCACCUUGCACUUCCAGGACCUCCUGCGCUCGGCGGGCCCCGGCGACAGCUUCGAGGGCUGGGUGGAUUUGGAACCAGAAGGGAAAGUGUUUGUCGUCAUUACUCUUACCGGCAGCUUCACAGAAGGGACCCUCCAGAGGGAUCGCAUUUUUAAGAACCUCACUCGGAAGCGCCAGCGGGCCAUGCGGAGGCGAGUGCAUCAGGUGAACGGGCACAAAUUCAUGGCUACCUACCUGCGACAGCCAACCUACUGCUCACACUGCAAGGAGUUCAUCUGGGGUGUGUUUGGGAAGCAGGGAUACCAGUGCCAAGUAUGCACCUGUGUUGUACACAAGCGCUGCCAUCAUCUAAUUGUUACAGCUUGCACGUGCCAGAACAAUACUAACAAGAACGAUCUCAAGGUGACUGAACAGAGGUUUGGCAUCAACAUCCCUCAUAAGUUCAGUGUCCACAACUACAAAGUCCCGACGUUCUGUGACCACUGCGGUUCCUUGCUCUGGGGAAUUAUGCGACAAGGCCUACAGUGUAAAAUCUGUAAAAUGAACGUCCACAUCCGAUGUCAAGCAAAUGUUGCACCAAACUGUGGGGUGAACUCAGCAGAGCUUGCUAAAACCUUGGCAUGCAUGGGCCUGCAACCAGGAAGCAUUUCCCCAAAUUCGAAACUGACUUCAAGAUCUUCUUUGAGACAUCAAGGAAAAGGCAGCUUGAAAGAUAACAAUGGGGUUAGUGAAAGUUCGGCAAGCAAACUUGGGAUCACAGACCUGACCUUCCUUCGUGUAUUGGGAAAGGGCAGUUUUGGAAAGGUGAUGCUUGCCAAGAUGAAAGAGAGUGGGCAGCUCUAUGCAGUGAAGGUGCUGAAGAAGGACGUCAUUCUCCAAGAUGACGAUGUUGAGUGCACCAUGACCGAGAAACGCAUCCUCUCCUUAGCAAGGAAUCACCCAUUCCUCACCAAGCUCUACUGUUGCUUUCAGACUCCUGAUCGCCUGUUCUUUGUGAUGGAGUUCGUAAACGGCGGGGACCUGAUGUUCCAUAUUCAGAAGUCACGUCGCUUCGAUGAAGAUCGGGCCCGGUUCUAUGCUGCAGAAAUUAUUUCAGCCCUUAUGUUUCUCCAUGAAAGAGGCAUCAUUUAUCGGGACUUGAAACUGGACAAUGUGCUGCUGGACCAUGAGGGACACUGCAAGCUGGCAGACUUCGGGAUGUGCAAGGAGGGCAUUCACGAUGGCAUUACCACAGCUACCUUCUGCGGUACACCAGACUACAUUGCUCCAGAGAUUCUGCAAGAGAUGCUGUAUGGCCCUGAUGUUGACUGGUGGGCCAUGGGUGUGCUGCUGUACGAGAUGCUGUGUGGCCACGCGCCCUUCGAGGCAGAGAAUGAGGACGACCUCUUUGAGGCCAUUCUGAAUGAUGAAGUUGUCUACCCAACAUGGCUCCAGCAGGAUGCAGUGGCAAUCCUCAAAGCAUUCAUGACGAAGAACCCCAGCAUGCGGCUGGGCAGCACGGCACUGGGUGGUGAGAGCGCGAUCCUACGGCACCCCUACUUCAAAGAGCUGGACUGGGAGCUGCUGAACCAGCGCCAGAUGGAGCCACCGUUCAGACCCCGAAUUAAAUCCAAAGAUGACGUGAGCAACUUUGACCCCGAUUUUAUAAAAGAGGAGCCCAUUCUGACUCCCAUUGAAGAAGGAAUUCUUCCGAUGAUAAACCAGGAUGAAUUUAGAAACUUUUCAUUCACAAGCCCAGAACUGCAGCAAUAGCUCCAACUCUGAGGAAAGGCUGCUUAGAGGACUGGGGGGAAUGAAAUGAAAACCAGGUUUACCAGAAAUUUCAUUCUCAAGGAGUAACAGUGCACUGAUUUUACAUGAUACAGCAGCACCACCGUCGUUACCUUAAUGUGAAAUCGAAACCUUCCUGUGUUUGUAGGAUUUAUUCAGCUCUUGGAUCAAAUAUUGACAGGGUGGAACAAAUGUGAUAUUGUAAAUAGCUGCUGCAGACGGAGCAUUGGAUGCUGAGCUAGUUGGCUCAGCCUGAAUGUCAUCGCUUGCAGCGAAGUCGAGGAGUUGACAUGAGCACGAAACAAGUGUCUUGCAGCUCUGAGCCAAACAGACUUGUAAUAAUUCUGAUUUUUUGCAAGGCUGUUUUGUGGAGUCCCAGCACUGUCCAGCGUUUGAGAGCCAUGAUCCAGCAUCCCGUGGCCUGACUGAACCAGAUAUUCCUGCUGACUUUACCCGUUUCUGAAGUAUUUAUUUCUUUCCGAAGGACAAAUGACUCUCUUUGUCGCUGUUUGGGUUUGCAAAUGAAAUAUUUCAUUGUGCUGACUGGCAGAAGGAAAAAAACAAGUGCCCUGUGCCCACACAGAUUCUUCCAAAUCAAAGGGAAGUCACGUGCUCGUUGUGUUUUACUGUUUGUGCCAUAUGAAAAGUUUCAGUGUUGCAUUCUGUGAAAUGCCUUUUUACAUCAUGCAUCUUCAAUGCUCCAUUCUUUGCCUCCCCGCUGUUUUCAACUAUAAUGUAACCAGUAAAGCCUUACUGUUUAUUUAGGCCCACUCUAUUUAAUUAUGCUAUACAGAGCCCCUUUUGUGGGUUUAGUGCCUCAUUAAAAUUUUGAUCCGAA
Molecule: messenger RNA, 2993 nt
Organism: Gallus gallus (chicken)
Lineage: Eukaryota; Metazoa; Chordata; Aves; Galliformes; Phasianidae
Gene: PRKCH
Product: protein kinase C eta
Exons: 14
Coding region: 89-2137 (682 amino acids)
Biological process (GO): protein phosphorylation
Molecular function (GO): ATP binding; diacylglycerol-dependent serine/threonine kinase activity
Source: RefSeq, a predicted model, not a curated record